AUGGCUACUUCGGACUCGGCAGCAGCGCUGGCGGACAGAGCGCUGGCGGACCUCUGUGAGGAGGAGCAACCGCCAGCGCCCGCCGACGACCAAUCUGGCAAGCCGCUAGGCGACCGCCUAGUGGCGACGGCGCCCGCGGUCCGCAAGGCCGCGUACCUGGAGCUGGCGGCGAUUCUCGGCGGGGAGAGCGGGCCGCCGGACGCGGAGGCGGCGGCGGAGCACGCCGACCACAUCCCGCGCCUGCUGGCGGACAGGGCGCCGAUCUGCCACGAGGGGGCGCUCGAUGCGACGAUCGCAUGGCUCGAGUAUGUCUCGCCCGAGGCGGUGGUAGGGGUGGCGGGCGCGGUGGCCAAGGCGCUGAUGGAGAAGCACGCGCCGGGCAAGUACCAGCCCAAGGCAAUCGCCGCCCUCCUCUCCCUCCUCCGGCGCGGAGGCGCGGAGCCAGUGCAGUCGGCGCUCGAGGCGGGCGUCAGGAGCAAGGCGCCAAAGACGUGUGCGGCGGCGCUCAAGGCGUCGGCGGAGGCGCUGCUAGAGUGCGGCGCGGCCGCCUUCGACGCCGGCCCGGUGGUCAAGCAGCUGCCAACGCUGCUGCAGCACCGCGACAAGAGUGUGCGUGACGCGGCGGCGGCGCUAGUCGGCGCGGUAAGGCACUGGCUCGGCGACGGCGCGCUACCACCUUUCGUUCCCCUUGCCGUCGCCCUUGCGCGCAUCUUCAGCCAGCUCAAGGGCGUGCCCGAGGAUCGACUCACCGCGUUGCGCGAGGCGCCGCUCCCGCCUACCAAGAAGCACCUCCUCCAGCGCCAGGGGUCGUCCGCUGCGGUGGUUGCUCCGCCGCCCAUGGCGAUGCCCCCCCUCGACCUGCUGGCCAAGCUGCCGAGGUCGAAGGGGAGCAAGGAGCCUGCCGACGCGUGGGAGACGCAGACCCUCUCCGACAAGUGGUCCGAGCGCAAGGCGCCGCGGCCAAACUCGCACCAGUGCAGACCACGUCCGACCACGCCCUCUGACCACACGCCCUCUGAAGCUCGCACCCGCUCCGCCCUACCGGGGCAGAGCUCGCUCAAGCCGGCCGGCCACGCCGACCACGCGCUGGUGCUGCGGCCGCUCAAGCGGCUCUACCAGGACGCCAACGUCAACGCCGCCCCGGCGCUCCUCAAGAGGGGCGCCGACAAGAAGGCGGUCGUGGCCGAGGCGGUGCGGGGCUGCCUCGCCGCACUCUCGACCGCCUCGUGCCUCACGCUGGCCGAGGCGGCCGAGCUCGCCCUCGCCGCCAUGAGCAGGAGCACAAACACGCAGCUCCGCUCGACCGCCGCGCGGUGGCUCGCGGCCGCCGUCUCCGCCGCCGAUGCCGAGGGCGUGGGGCGCGCCCUCGACGCCUUCGACGCGCCGCUGCAGCUGCUGGAAGAGGACGCGACGGCCGAG
Molecule: messenger RNA, 1419 nt
Organism: Emiliania huxleyi CCMP1516
Lineage: Eukaryota; Haptophyta; Isochrysidales; Noelaerhabdaceae
Exons: 5
Biological process (GO): centrosome duplication; microtubule polymerization; establishment or maintenance of microtubule cytoskeleton polarity
Cellular component (GO): microtubule plus-end; kinetochore; spindle pole
Molecular function (GO): microtubule plus-end binding; microtubule plus end polymerase activity
Source: RefSeq, a predicted model, not a curated record